This is a messenger RNA of Haliotis rufescens (red abalone), 1554 nucleotides long. Its product is annotated as basic salivary proline-rich protein 2-like. The transcript has 3 exons. The coding region runs from base 1 to 1554 and encodes 517 amino acids. The record is from RefSeq and is a predicted model, not a curated record. Lineage: Eukaryota; Metazoa; Mollusca; Gastropoda; Lepetellida; Haliotidae.
AUGGACCCCAGCUUUUACCGCCAUCUCAGGAAGACCAGGUUCCCCCUCCACCCCAAGGACCACAGCAUUUCCCGCGACCCCCGGUUCUCCCGCCAUCCCAGGGACCCGAGCUUACCCCGCCACCCCAGGGAGCAAAGGUUACCCCGCCACCCCAAGGUGCCCAAGUUUCCCCGCCGCCUCAGGGAGUCCAGGUUCCCUCUCAACCCCAGGGACCCGAGCUUACCCCGCCACCCCAGGGAGCAAAGGUUACCCCGCCACCCCAAGGUGCCCAAGUUUCCCUGCCGCCUCAGGGAGCCCAGGUUACCCCGCCACCCCAAGGUGCCCAAGUUUCCCCGCCGUCUCAGGGAGUCCAGGUUCCCUCUCAACCCCAGGAACCCGAGCUUACCCCGCCACCCCAGGGAGCUGAGGCUCCCCCGCCACCCAAGGGACUCGAGCUUGUCCCGCCACCUCAGGGAGCCACCUCAGGGAGCCCAGGAUCCCCAGCCACCCCAGGGAGCCCUGGUUGAACCGCCACGGCAGGGAAACCAGGCUGCCCCGCCGCCCCAAGGGAGCCGAGUUUACCCCGCCUCCCCAGGUAGUUCAGGUUUAACCGCGGCCCCAGGGAGCCCAGGUUGCCCCACCGCCCUAGUUUCCAACGCAAUCCCAGGGAGUCAGGAUUCCCCCGCCACCCAAGGGAGCCCAGGUUUCAUCGCCAACCAAGGGAGCCCAGGCUGCUCCCCCUCUCCAGGAAGGCCAGAUUCCCCCGCCACCCCAGGGAGCCCAUGUUGCCCCGCCUCCCCAGGGAGCCUAGGUUACCCCGCCUCCUCAGGGAGCCCAGGUUUUCCUGCCACCCCAGGGACCACAGUUUCCAACGCCAUCACAAGGAGUCAGGAUUCCCCCUCCACCCCAGGGAGCCCAUGUUCUCCCGCCACCCCAGGGACCACAGUUUCCAACGCCAUCCCAGGGAGUCAGAGUUCCCCCUCUACCCCAGGGAGCCCAUAUUCUCCCGCCACCCCAGGAACCACAGUUUCCAACGCCAUCACAGGGAGUCAGGGUUCCCCCUCUACCCCAGGGAACCCAUAUUCUCCCGCCACCCCAGGGACCACCGGAGUCAGGGUUCCCCCUCCACCCCAGGGAGCCCAUAUUCUCCCGCCACCCCAGGGACCACAGUUUCCAACGCAAUCCCAGGGAGUCAGGAUUCCCCCGCCACCCAAGGGAGCCCAGGUUUCAUCGCCACCCCAGGGAGCCCAGGCUGCUCCCCCUCUCCAGGAAGGCCAGAUUCCCCCGCCACCCCAGGGAGCCCAUGUUGCCCCGCCUCCCCAGGGAGCCCAGGUUUUCCUGCCACCCCAGGGAACACAGAUUCUCCCGCCAUCCCAGGGAGUCCAAAUUCCCACGCCACCCCAGGGAGCCCAGGUUUCCCCGCCGACCCAGGGAGCACAGGUUUCCCCGCCGACCCAGGGAGCACAGGUUUCCCCACCACCCAAGGGAGCCCAGGUUGCCCAGCCUCCCCAGGGAGCAGAGUUUCUCACGCCACCCCAGGGAGCCAGGGUUCCCCCGCCGCCCCAUGGAGCCUAG